This is a messenger RNA of Meriones unguiculatus (Mongolian gerbil), 537 nucleotides long. RefSeq names its product histone H3.3A-like. Lineage: Eukaryota; Metazoa; Chordata; Mammalia; Rodentia; Muridae. Gene Ontology annotation, molecular function: protein heterodimerization activity; DNA binding; structural constituent of chromatin. Bases 100 to 432 code for a protein of 110 amino acids. Gene Ontology annotation, cellular component: nucleosome. The transcript has a single exon. The record is from RefSeq and is a predicted model, not a curated record.
CGUCGCCGCGCCGCCGCCGCUCUCAAACGCCAGCGCCGCCUCUCGCUCGCCGAGCUCCAGCCCAAGGAGAAGGGGGGUAAGUAAGGAGGUGCCCUUACCAUGGCUCGUACAAAGCAGACUGCCCACAAAUCCACCGGUGGUAAAGCACCCAGGAAACAACUGGCUACAAAAGCCGCUCGCAAGAGUGCGCCCUCCACUGGAGGGGUGAAGAAACCUCAUCGUUACAGGCCUGGUACUGUGGCACUCCGUGAAAUCAGACGCUAUCAGAAGUCCACUGAACUUCUCAUUCGCAAGCUCCCCUUCCAGCGUCUGGUGCGAGAAAUUGCUCAGGACUUCAAAACAGAUCUGCGCUUCCAGAGUGCAGCUAUUGGUGCUUUGCAGGAGACAAGUGAGGCCUAUCUGGUUGGCCUUUUUGAAGAUACCAACCUGUGAGCUAUCCAUGCCAAACGUGUAACAAUUAUGCCAAAAGAUAUCCAGCUAGCACGCCGCAUAGGCGGAGAGCGUGCUUAAGAGUCCACUAUGAGGGGAAACAUUUCA